AUAAAUAAAUAUCAAGUAACUACAUGAUGAAACAAACAUCAAAGCACACGCGUUCAAUUCUUAACCUUUAAAUCACUUUUUCGAAUUCACGAGGAUUUUUCGGUGGAGGUUAACUGUAUUUAAGGGAAUUCAAUACAUAAAUUAUUAUUAUUCAAAUAAAAAAUAAUGGAGGAUGAUGUAAAAUUAUUUCAAUCGAUUGGAUUAAGUGAACAGAAAGCUAAAGAAACUUUAAAAAAUACUCAAGUUUCCAAAAACUUGAAAAUUGCAAUUUUGGAAGCGAAGAAACACAAUGAUAAUAUUGAUUCAGAAACUGGAGUAUUACUUUACCAUCUGGCUUCGAAAAUCAAAGCUCAAAUAAUUGACAAACUGUCUUUUGUUGCUGAGAAAAUUGUCUUAAAAAGUUUAGAUACAACUCAAAGAGUUGACGCUGCAUUAAGUUAUUUAUUAUCUAAUGUUAAUAAAGAUAUCAACAUUAAAGAAUUUGAAGAAGCUUGUGGAGUUGGAGUUGUUGUAAAACCAGAACAAAUUGAAGCUGAAGUUGAGAAAUUGAUCAAGAAACAUCUAGAUGAAAUCAAAGAAAAAAGGUAUCGAUUCAAUGCUGGUCCGUUGAUGCAAGAAAUAAGGACCACUUUAAAAUGGGCAGAUGGCAAAGCUGUGAAAAAUGAAGUUGAUCUUCAAUUAUUAGAUAUUUUAGGACCUAAAACGGAGGCUGAUUUACUUCCUGCUCCAAAAAAUCAAAAACAACCAAAAGGCAAAGUCCAAGAGAAAGAAAAAAAUGCAAAAAAAGAAAAUAAAAAUGAAGAAGACAAUAAAGAUUCUGCAAAAACUAUAAGUGAACUAAUGAAAACUAAAGUCCAUUUUCAUAAACCUGGGGAAAAUUAUAAAACUGAAGGAUAUGUCGUUACUCCAAAUACACAUAGAUUAUUACAAGAACAUCUAAAAGUGACUGGUGGAAAAGUAAGAACAAGAUUUCCACCAGAACCCAAUGGAAUUCUUCAUAUAGGACAUGCUAAAGCUAUUAACAUCAAUUUUGGAUAUGCAGCAGCUUUUGAUGGAAUAUGUUAUCUUCGUUACGAUGAUACAAAUCCUGAGAAAGAAGAAGAAAAAUUUUUCACUGGUAUUCGUGAUAUGGUAGAAUGGCUUGGUUAUAAGCCAGCUGCAAUAACUCACUCUUCAGAUUAUUUUCAACAAUUAUACGAAUUAGCAGUAAAAUUAAUAUCAAAAGGACAUGCUUAUGUUUGCCAUCAGAAGAGUGAAGAAAUGAAAGGCUUCAAUCCACCUCCAAGUCCUUGGCGUGAGCGAAAGAUUUCUGAAAGUCUUCAACUUUUCGAAGACAUGAAAAAUGGAAUGCUUGAAGAAGGAGAGGCUACAUUACGAAUGAAAGUAACCCUAGAAGAAGGUAAACAAGAUCCAGUUGCUUAUCGAAUAAAAUACACUCCACAUCAUAGAACUGCUGAUCAAUGGUGUAUUUAUCCAACCUAUGAUUUCACUCACUGCCUAUGUGAUAGCAUCGAAAAUAUUACCCAUUCAUUAUGUACAAAAGAAUUUCAAUCGCGAAGAUCAUCGUACUAUUGGCUUUGCAAUGUAUUGGAUCUCUAUUGUCCAGUUCAAUGGGAAUAUGGCCGAUUAAACGUUAGUUACACAGUUGUUUCUAAGAGGAAAAUUGCUAAAUUAAUUAGCGAAGGAAUUGUUAAUGAUUGGGAUGACCCGAGAUUGUUUACUUUAACUGCCUUAAGAAGACGUGGCUUUCCUCCAGAAGCAAUUAAUAAUUUCUGUGCUCAGAUGGGAGUUACUGGAGCUCAAGCUACUGUUGAUCCAGCAGUAUUAGAAGCAUGUGCGAGAGAUGUUUUGAAUAAUACAGCUCCAAGACACAUGGUUGUUAUAGAUCCACUUAAAGUAACAAUUUCUAAUUUCGGUGAAAAAAUUCCCACCAAAAUCGAUGUUACUGAUUUUCCUACUGACGCGGGAAAGGGUCAACAUACAAUUGCUUUUGAUGAAAUUGUUUAUAUUGAAGCAUCUGAUUUUAAAGAAAAGGAAGAAAAAGGAUUUAGACGGUUAACUGCUAAUCAACCAGUCGGAUUGAAAUAUGCGGGAGUUGUAUUAAAUCUUAUGCGAGUUGAAAAAGACAAAAUGGGAAAAAUAACUGGUCUAGUCGUUAGACAGGAGCCUGUGAGUGAUAAGAACAAACCUAAAGCUUUUAUUCAUUGGGUAUCAAAACCAAAAUUAGCAUCAAUACGACUCUAUGAGCGCUUAUUUAAGCACAAAAAUCCUGAAGAUGUUAAUGAAGUUCCUAAUGGAUUUUUAAGUGAUAUAAAUUCACCUAGUAAGAGAGAAGUGGUUGGUUAUAUUGACGCAAGUUUGGCUUCUGUUACGAAACCAUUUACACAAUUUCAGUUCGAGAGAAUAGGAUUCUUUUCAGUUGAUCCUGAUACUCAACCAAACAAGUUGGUAUUCAAUAGAACUGUAACUCUUAAAGAAGAUGCCGGAAAAUCAUAAGUAAUAAAUUUACUUAUUUAACAUUUUGUAUGAUUUUUUCAAUACAAGUUUUCAAAAAAA
Chelonus insularis is the source of this 2556-nucleotide messenger RNA. RefSeq names its product Glutaminyl-tRNA synthetase (gene GlnRS). Lineage: Eukaryota; Metazoa; Arthropoda; Insecta; Hymenoptera; Braconidae. Gene Ontology annotation, cellular component: cytoplasm; cytosol; aminoacyl-tRNA synthetase multienzyme complex. The transcript is spliced from 5 exons. Gene Ontology annotation, biological process: glutaminyl-tRNA aminoacylation; translation. Gene Ontology annotation, molecular function: ATP binding; glutamine-tRNA ligase activity. The coding region runs from base 166 to 2496 and encodes 776 amino acids. The record is from RefSeq and is a predicted model, not a curated record.